AACAAUGCAAAUUUUUUUGGUGUCUAUAAAUAUGAACCAUUUCAUUAAGUUCUUUCAUCAUACUUCAAUAGUUUAAAGCACAAAAAAAAUCAAACAAAAAGCUUGGUAGAUAAUUAAAAAAUGGCCCAGAAUUCGAGUAUGAAACAAGUGUUAUAUUUUAUUUUGAUAAUCUCCUUUAAUGUUUGUUUAGCAAUCCCGGGUUUUGGCUAUGGCUUUGGUUUGGGUUGGGGUGGUGGCAGUGACUAUAACUCGCUUUCGCCAUCAUUUUAUGAUUAUACAUGCCCCCAAGCCAAUGACAUUGUUAUAUCUGUCUUAGAUAAUGCCAUUGCUCAAGACCCUCGAAAUGCUGCUGCUUUGCUUAGACUUCAUUUUCAUGAUUGUUUUGUUCAGGGAUGUGAUGCAUCAGUCUUACUUGACGAUAGCGAUACUAUAGUAAGCGAGAAAAGUGCCAAGCCAAAUGCUAAUUCUCUUAGAGGGUUUUCAAUCAUUGAUGAAAUUAAGGCUCAGUUAGAAGAAGCAUGUCCUGAAACUGUCUCUUGUGCUGAUAUUCUUGCCUUAGUAGCUCGUGGUGCUACUGUCUUGAGUGGAGGACCAAACUGGGAAGUCCCAUUAGGAAGAAGGGAUUCAAUAACAGCAAACAUGAAGCUAGCAAAUGUUAGCAUUCCUCCCCCUUUCCUCACUGCCGAAAAGCUUAUUGCAUCAUUCAAACAACAAGGCCUUGAUGAAGUUGACGUUGUCGCGCUCUCAGGAGCACAUACUAUUGGGGUGGCAAGAUGUACAAGUUUUAAGACAAGAUUAUAUAGUCAAAGUGGUAGCACAAGUCAACCAGAUAUGAGCCUAGAAAUAGCCUACUUAAAUGAACUAAAAUCAGUAUGCCCUCCAACAGGUGGGGACAACAACAUAUCUCCAUUAGAUUAUGCAUCCCCAAGAGCCUUUGAUAACACCUAUUUUAAGCUCAUUUUGGGAGGUAGAGGACUUCUUUUUUCAGACCAACAAUUAUAUUCAGGAAAUAAUGCUAAUCUUGCACAAUUAGUCCAAUCUUAUGCUCAAGAUCAAGAUUUAUUCUUUGAUGAUUUUGCUAAAUCUAUGGUUAAGAUGGGAAGUAUUAACCCUCUAUUAGGGUCUAAUGGUGUGAUUAGGAAGAAUUGUCGUCGUGUUAAUUAAUUAAUUAAUUAUUAAGUAUUUAUUUAUGAUGGUUUGGUUUGUGAUGGAUUUAUUGGAUUCUUAGCAAGUUGUGAAUCCCUAAGGUUUAAUAUUUGCUAAUUUGUUUUGAUUUGUAACAAAAGAAAAUUGUGGUUAAUUCGUAUUGUAGGGUCGAUGUGUUUCCAAUUGGAUUUUCAUUAAUGAUAAUUAUGUAAUCAUGAUUUAAGCUAUUAUAUUUAUACAAACUCAAAUUUGUUUAUCUA
Molecule: messenger RNA, 1406 nt
Organism: Amaranthus tricolor (Joseph's coat)
Lineage: Eukaryota; Viridiplantae; Streptophyta; Magnoliopsida; Caryophyllales; Amaranthaceae
Product: peroxidase 9
Exons: 4
Coding region: 121-1164 (347 amino acids)
Biological process (GO): hydrogen peroxide catabolic process; response to oxidative stress
Molecular function (GO): peroxidase activity; heme binding
Source: RefSeq, a predicted model, not a curated record